Molecule: messenger RNA, 928 nt
Organism: Limulus polyphemus (Atlantic horseshoe crab)
Lineage: Eukaryota; Metazoa; Arthropoda; Merostomata; Xiphosura; Limulidae
Product: myosin light chain kinase, smooth muscle-like
Exons: 7
Biological process (GO): protein phosphorylation; positive regulation of apoptotic process; intracellular signal transduction
Cellular component (GO): nucleus
Molecular function (GO): protein serine/threonine kinase activity; ATP binding
Source: RefSeq, a predicted model, not a curated record
CUUCAUUGAGGAAAUCUUACUUGGCCAGUUUCGUGUAUUAAGUGUUUGCAGUAUAUUAUUAUUUUAUUUUUGGACCGCAAGAUUGAGAAAACACGAAGAUGAUCUAUAUUGAUGAAACGGAACCGGAAGAGGGCGAAACCGAAACUCCAUUUGAACCAAGAAAAAUUUUUGUUAAGAAAGGCAAAGAUAUAAAGGAGGAGUAUACUCUUCUUGAAGAAUUAGGAAGGGGAAAAUUUGGAACAGUUUACAAAUGCAGCGAGAAGGAAACGGGUCGUAUCCUGGCGGCGAAAUUUAUAACCACCACCCGAGCCGAUGACAGGAAAGACGUGGAGAGGGAGGUAGACAUCAUGAGGAUUUUACAACAUCCUCGGCUUCUUCAACUUUAUGAUGCUUAUGAUGAUGAAAAGAAACAGAUGUGCUUGGUCUUGGAAUUAAUCGAAGGUGGAGAGCUCUUUGAACGUGUAAUUGAUGACGAUUUUGUCCUGACGGAGAAAGCUUGCUCUAUUUUUAUGAAACAGAUAUGCGAAGGAGUGGACUACAUGCAUUCACAAAACAUAUUGCAUCUCGAUAUGAAGCCCGAAAAUGUACUUUGUGUAUCGAAAACUGGAAACAGAAUUAAACUAAUAGACUUCGGGUUUGCCAGAAAAUAUGAACCGAACAAGAAGAUGCAAGUUUUAUUUGGAACGCCCGAAUUCGUUGCUCCCGAAGUGGUGAAUUUCGAGCGCAUUAGUUACGGAACAGACAUGUGGAGUGUAGGAGUUAUCUGUUACGUUCUUUUAUCCGGAUUGUCUCCUUUCAUGGGGGACAGUGACCUUGAAACUAUGGCAAAUGUCACAAAAGCAGCUUACGAUUUUGAUGACGAGUCGUUUGACCAAAUAUCAGAUGAAGCUAAAGAUUUUAUAGCGAAGCUUCUAUUGAAAGAAAGACC